Molecule: messenger RNA, 2765 nt
Organism: Carica papaya (papaya)
Lineage: Eukaryota; Viridiplantae; Streptophyta; Magnoliopsida; Brassicales; Caricaceae
Source: RefSeq, a predicted model, not a curated record
ACUGUGCAAAACCGUGCACGGCCGAGCUGCUAGCUGGAGCUGAGACAGAGGCCGGGACCUGACAGUAAUCUAAAACUCUUACGUGCUUACGCCGCGUAAGUAAUGACUGAAAAAGGUCCUUGCCUUUUCUCUCUUUCUUUUUCGCUAAAUCUCGUUCGUUUCCCGGGAAAACCAGAAGAAGAGAUUGCGGCCAGAGAGUUCGAUGAAUCGCAUGCGAGAUUGUACGGCAAUGUGCUUAUCUAUUGUUGUUUUGCUUUACUCGCUGCUAGCUUUGGUCUCAGCUCAAGGAAUGGCCACUACUCGUCCCUGGAAAACACUUAGCGGAAAUUCUCCUGUAGUGAUAGCACGCGGUGGGUUUUCAGGACUGUUUCCGGAUUCUAGUAAUGCAGCUUAUAAUCUGGCGCUGUUGACUAGUGUGCCAGAUGUUAUCCUAUGGUGUGACGUGCAAUUAACAAAAGAUGCAGCUGGAAUUUGCUUCCCUGAUCUAAAGCUGAAUAAUGCUUCUGAUAUUUCAGGCAUUUUUAAGAAUCAGCAGAAGACUUACAAUGUCAAUGGGGUCUCCACCCAAGGAUGGUUUUCUGUGGAUUUUACCCUUGAGGACCUCUCUAAUGUUACCUUAACUCAAGGAGUCUUCUCACGCACUGAUAAGUUUGAUGGCAAUCUAUUCCAAAUUAUGACUGUUAAGGAUGUGUUUAGCCAAUUCAAACCAACAGGUUUUUGGUUAAAUAUUCAACAUGAUGCAUUCUACGCGCAGCACAAUUUGAGCAUGAGAAGCUUUGUACUUUCUGUUUCUAAAAGUGUAAUUGUUAACUACAUCUCAUCCCCAGAAUUGAGUCUCUUGAGGGGCCUUGCAUCACACAUCAAUAGAAUGACAAAACUCAUCUUCCGGUUUCUUGGGCAAAACGAGAUUGAGCCUUCAACCAAUCAGACCUACAUAUCUCUUCUGAAGAACCUCACUUUUAUCAAGACAUUUGCCUCAGGAAUCCUUGUUCCAAAGUCGUAUAUAUUGCCCGUGGAUGCAAGUUCUUACCUGUUAGGUCCUACGUCCCUUGUCCAAGAUGCUCAUAAAGAAGGGUUAGAAGUUUUUGCUUCGGGUUUUGCUAAUGAUGUUCCAUUUAGCUACAACUACAGCUAUGAUCCAGUUACAGAGUCAUUGUCUUUCAUUGACAAUGGAGAAUUCUCUGUUGACGGUCUGUUGUCUGAUUUCCCUAUAUCUCAAUCUGCGGCCAUUGGUUGCUUUUCUCAUCUGGAGAAAAAUGCAUCAAAACAAGUGGAUCUGUUGGUUAUUUCCAAAAAUGGAGCAAGUGGAGACUACCCUGGCUGUACGGACUUGGCAUACCACAAAGCUGUCACAGACGGUGUCGAUAUUCUUGAUUGUUCAGUUCAGAUGUCCAAGGAUGGGAUUCCAUUUUGCUUAAGCUCCAUAAAUCUCAUGGAUAGCACAACAGUUGCCGAAUCCAGUUUCAGUAAUCUCAUGCAAACUAUUCCAGAAAUUAAGUCAGGCAGUGGAAUAUAUACCUUUAGCCUGAUGUGGUCUGAUAUCCAGAAGUUAAAGCCAAUGAUAUCAAACCCACAUUCAAAGUUCAAUUUGUACAGAAACCCGAAGAACAUAAAUGCUGGAAGGUUUCUGACACUGUCUGAUUUUUUAGCUUUGACAAACAGCAGUAACUCUCUUUCUGGCAUCCUACUCAGCAUAGAGCAUGCAGUCUACCUUUCAGAGAAGGGACUGGGAGUGAUUGAGGCAGUACUUGAUGCCUUGAGAGAAGCUGGUUAUUCUCAGACACCAAAGAAAGUUAUGAUCCAGUCGAUAGAUAGUUCUGUCCUAAAGGAAUUUAAGGAGAAAAGCAAGUAUCAUCUAGUUUAUCAAGUUGAUGAAACUAUUUGUGAUGCUCUUGACUCGACUAUCAAAAAUAUCAAGAAGUUUGCUGAUUCUGUUGUCAUAGACAAAAAGUCCGUCUUUCCUCAAAAUUCAUUAUUCGUUGCUGGUCAAACAAAAGUUGUAGAAAGGUUGAAGUCAUUUAAUCUCUCUGUCUAUGUACAACUCUUCAGCAACGAGUUUAUUUCUCAAGCAUGGGACUUCUUCUCAGACGCGACAGUGGAGAUCAACUCAUAUGUUAUGGGAGCUGGCAUAAGUGGUGUCAUCACUGAUUUUCCCAAAACAUCUGCUAGAUAUCUAACAAAUAAAUGUUUGAAUCUGGGCAACAACACACCUCCUUGUAUGGACCCUGUUCAGCCAGGCGGCCUCAUACAACUUGUGCCUUUGAAUUACUUACCACCAGCAGAGGCUCCAGCUGCAAUACUGACAGAUGCUGACAUUGCGGAGUCACCAUUUCCCCCUGUUGCAAAAGUAAAUGGGACUACGGCGCCGCCUCCAAAACAGCCAAAUACACAGCCCAGAGUUGCAGUUGGCAUCUUACUCUCCAGUACGGCGCUGCUGCUUGCAAGUCUUCCGAUGUUUUGAUACCAUUGGAUCAUCAAUCUACCCAUAAUCUUGUUCUUCUUGUGUUUCUUUUGUCUUGUUGCAUGGAUCUUGGGUAGCUUCGAACUUUUGCUAUAUUGGUCACUCAUGGCUUAGUCCAUUUCUAUUCAGCCACCGAGUAGUCAUGAACUAUUUUCUCUCCGAGUGUGGGUUUUCUUCAUUCAUCCAAUGUGGUUGAGAGUAGACAAAACCAUAUGUAGCUGUAUGUAUAUAUUAUUGAGAGGUAAAUAUCAUGAUGGAUUAUAUUUCCCAUUUGAUGAUUAAUAUACAAUAUGCCUUACUGUUA